Molecule: messenger RNA, 2448 nt
Organism: Micromonas pusilla CCMP1545
Lineage: Eukaryota; Viridiplantae; Chlorophyta; Mamiellophyceae; Mamiellales; Mamiellaceae
Exons: 1
Coding region: 1-2448 (815 amino acids)
Biological process (GO): negative regulation of gene expression via chromosomal CpG island methylation
Cellular component (GO): nucleus
Molecular function (GO): DNA (cytosine-5-)-methyltransferase activity; DNA binding
Source: RefSeq, a predicted model, not a curated record
AUGGCCCAAAACCAGCAGUCUACCCGUCAAGGGUGCCACUCAAUCUUCUCGAGCGAGUCAAAUGCACAGCAAACACGUUUGGCAUUCGGAAACCUCCACGGUGGACCUCGUGAGGGAUCUCAAAGCGACCUUAGUUCUACUGACGAUAGCAGUGAUACUUAUCUCUGCCGCGAGCUUGUCGGACGUGAUUCUGACGCAACGUGCAUUCAAGCGUACCCGAACCCGCGCAGUGUAGAGGACGAGCUAUCACUAGAAGUCGUCCGAGAAACAUGCCGCGAGAUCAACGGUCUAAGGAGAGGAAUAUCCCGACCAGGCAGGUUCGACCCAACGCACGAAAAGCGAAAGAGAACCGUCACGUUUGAAACGUAUGAAACGUGUCCUUGCAGUAUAUGCGGUAUUGUAGACGCAGGCGAAGGCCUGGUUUGUGAAGUCUGCGAUAAGCUUGUUCAUCUGUCGUGCAUGAAACCACCGUUUAGUUGUGUUCCUGACGAUGACUGGCACUGCCUUCAGUGUCGAGAACAGUUUGACUUUACAAAUUUUGGGGUGCAGGCACCGUGCAUGCUUUGUGGUGUAGCUGACGACAGAGACGGCCUGGUGUGUGAUAGGUGUGAUACCGUGUAUCAUCACGAAUGUCUCGGUGACACUGUCGCCGCACGCGCUUCGGAAAAGUGGUUCUGCAGCUCUUGUCAUGACGAAGCUUAUCGUGAUAAGAAGAUAUCUUCUUUCACGAGUCGCCUAUGGGAGGGUCUUGAUGGCCAGACUGGGCCUGCGUCACCAUGCAUGAAGGAAUUAUUAUCCGCGAAAGAAGGCCCGUCUAUCGUUUCUUGGCUCAAAGAUGGAGAAUUCCAAUUGCGCUAUGCAUUAUACCUUCCUGUCGUUAAUUCGGACCAGGUUUUUGAAGUUGUGCACGCUGCUUCAACGCCUCUGUUCCAGCGAUCCUUAGCAUGUAUUAAAAAGAACGUUUUCCUGCUAACAGGCAGUCAAAUGGACAUACCUCCGCGAUAUUUGUGCUCAAUCGAUACCCCCCCGAUGGCCACCCAUGUUGGAUACAACCGGGACUGGGAAUUGCCUAAAGGUUGCGCUGCAAUAGUUCCCAUGGCCAUUGACGUGGAAUCCAUGUCUCUCAUCGAUCUGCCCAAGAACAUCCUUGAUGUGAUCUCACCGGACAAUUGCUCACAGCAUCACCCCUUGGCCGACAGCUCGGGCCUAAAUGUAUGCGAACUUUACAGUGGCAUUGGUUGUUGGCUCGAUGGUGCGCGUCGCAGUGGAAAACUGAAGUUUGGCAUGGCAGUCGAAAGUGAUAGCGAAGUUGCGCAAGUGUCCAAGGACUAUUUACAAGGUUGUGCAGAGAUAAUCAAUGAAAAGGUGGAAGUUUUGGUUGGUGCAGAGGGACACUUCUGUCGAAAGGGAAGUUCAGCUGAGCAUGCACUGGAGUUUAUAUCAAAAUGCAAGCUCGAUUGCAUCGCCGGUUCUCCCCUUUGUGAGGGAUUCUCGAACAUGAACAGACAUCACCACAGUCUCCGAUCAAAGGAAAAGCGCUGGCAUUUGAGACAUUGGGGACAGGCGGUGCUGAAAUUUACGCCAGCAUAUGCCCUAAUGGAAAAUGUACCCGAAGUUACAUCCGGCCGGAAUGAAGAACACCUUUGUACGCUGCUAGCCCUUCUGGCCAUGACAGGAUAUCAGUUGCAGACGUACUUGCUGUCGUGCAGUGCCUUUGGGGCAGCCAGCACCAGAACUCGUUUUGUGCUGGUAGCAACACGAAGAGGUAUUCCUGUUCCUCCACCGCCGAGACCAACGCAUCGGUGUUUUUCAGUAGGUCGGCCAGAAUGCAGUGGUGUGCGUUGGGCUCUUGCGAAAGGUAAACCGAGCGCAUAUGACGAGCAUGACGAUGAAUUACUUCCACCGGUCACGUUACGAAGGGUGCUGUGUGAUUUAGGGUCUCCAACAGCACCACCACGAGAUGCGUCAUUACCUGGUGAUCUUCACGCUGAGCGGAAAGAACAUGAAAAUGUCAGAGCUCUACUCGAUGCGCUUCCAAUUGAUGAAAAUGCAUGCUACGCAAAUAUCAGAGCGAAGAUCAGAAAAAAACAUCCCAUCAGCCGUGCAGAGACUGAUAUGAAUUCGGGCGCAGAAAAGUUUGCUCAGCUCAUCUUCAGGCGUCUAAACCCAGACAGGCCAGCCUGUUCUUUUACGACGCAGUUCAGACCUGAUGGUUUCCAAGGACGCGUUGUCCAUCCCAAGGAAGCCAGGGUUUGUACUCCCGCCGAGGCACUCUCUUGUCUUGGGUUCAAGGUUUCCAGCCUUCCGCAUGCCAAGUUGAGCAUCGGCCACAGGUUGGCAGGUAACGCGUUUUCACCCCUUGUGACAAAGGCUAUUUUUGACGCAAUCUGUACCCCUUUGGAAGAUCGCAGUCUAGCUACGGAAAAUACGAACUCACGUGCCUUGUAG